UUUUGUUUGGAUAUUAGAGAGGAAAAAAAGAAAUAGGGGAAACUCGAUGAGUUCAUCCCAAAGCAUUGAAAAACACUAAACAAACACCUCUCUUUCUCUCUGGCGAACUCGAUAGAGAGACUACGGUUUUACACCGAUACUUAUAGUCUUCUUUCACUCUUAGGAAUCUCUACAGCGAGCAGAAGAAGGGUAAAUCGCUAAUUGAAAUCCAAUUGAAGCGAAAAUAAGGGUUGGUUUUUCUCACGGAAAUCUUCAGUUUUUUCUGCAGAUUUUAAUGAAGGAUUUCUGCAAUGCACCGUGUAGCAAGUGCAGGGAACACGUCCAAUUCGGUUCGGCCUAGGAAGGAGAAGAGGUUGACUUAUGUUUUGAAUGAUGCAGGUGACACUAAGCAUUGUGCAGGUGUAAAUUCUUUGGCUGUAUUGAAGUCACCAGCAACUGAUGGAUGUGAAUACCUAUUCACUGGGAGCAGAGAUGGCACAUUAAAGAGAUGGGCAUUGGCUGAAGAUGGUGCCACCUGCUCUGCCACAUUUGAGUCACAUGUCGAUUGGGUUAAUGAUGCAGUUCUUACAGGUAGUAACACAUUAGUAUCAUGCUCCUCAGACACCACUGUCAAGGUGUGGAAUGGCUUAUCUGAGGGAUAUUGUAUUAAGACACUCCGGCAGCACUCCGAUUACGUCACCACCCUUGCUUCAGCAGAAAAAAAUAGCAAUGUUAUUGCAUCUGCUGGUCUUGGUGGUGAGGUUUUCAUAUGGGAUCUUGAAGCUGCACUUACUCCGACAUCUAAGUCCGGUGAUGCCACCGAAGAAGACUGUUCAAAUGGUGUCAAUGGUUCAGGAAGUUCAUUGCCCAUGACAAGCAUCCGUCCUAUCAGUUCGGGCAAUAACAUUUCCUUGCAGACCCAGUCUCAAGUAUAUAUUCCUGUGACUGCAAAAGGCCAUAAGGAGUCCGUAUAUGCAUUGGCAAUGAAUGAGAGUGGAUCCCUUCUUGUUUCUGGUGGUACUGAGAAGGUUGUGCGCGUUUGGGACCCAAGAACUGGUUCCAAGACCAUGAAGCUAAAAGGUCAUACAGAUAAUAUUAGGGCUCUUCUGAUAGACUCCACUGGCAGGUUCUGCAUAUCUGGAUCCUCUGAUUCCAUGAUUAGACUAUGGGAUCUAGGUCAGCAGCGUUGCGUGCAUUCUUAUGCUGUGCAUACGGAUUCUGUAUGGUCACUUGCUAGCACUCCUACGUUUAGUCAUGUUUAUAGUGGUGGAAGAGACCUAUCUUUAUACUUGACAGAUUUGGCAACAAGGGAGAGUGUAUUGAUGUGCACAAAGGAACACCCCAUUUUGCAGUUAGCAUUGCAUGAUGAUGGCAUUUGGGUGGCCACAACUGAUUCAUCUGUACAUAGGUGGGCUGCAGAAGUGCGUAAUCCCCAGAAAGUUUUCCAAAGAGGGGGCUCAUUCUUGGCUGGAAACUUGUCCUUUUCCCGGGCAAGGGUUUCUCUAGAAGGAUCUACACCUGUUCCUGUUUAUAAAGAACCAUCUCUUAGCAUUCCUGGAACUCCAGGAAUAGUGCAGCAUGAGAUUUUGAACAACAGAAGACAUGUCCUGACUAAGGAUACUGCUGGAACAGUGAAGUUGUGGGAGAUCACUAGAGGCACUGUGAUUCACAACUAUGGAGAGGUUUCAUUUGAGAAGAAGAAAGAAGAACUUUUUGAGAUGGUGAGCAUCCCUGCAUGGUUCACUGUGGACACUAAGCUUGGAAACUUGUCUGUACAUCUGGAUACACCACAAUGCUUUUCUGCUGAGAUGUACUCUGCUGAUCUCCACAUUCCAGGGAAGCCUGAAGAUGACAAGGUUAAUUUGGCACGAGAAACCCUUAAAGGGCUGUUGGCUCAUUGGUUAGCCAAAAGAAAACAGAGAUUUGGAUCUCAAGCUUUGGCCAAUGGGGAAGCCCCAGCUGGAAAGGAUGUACCUACAAGGAAUCUGACCGCGUCAAAAAUUGAAGUGGACGGUAGUGCUGACAAUGAUGCUGCAGUAUAUCCUCCCUUUGAAUUUUCAGCAGCAUGCCCUCCAUCAAUUAUUACUGAGGGUUCUCAAAGUGGUCCAUGGAGGAAAAAGAUUACCGACUUAGAUGGAACAGAAGAUGAAAAGGACAUGCCAUGGUGGGUAGUGGAUUGUGUGAUGAACAAUCGGUUGCCUCCCAGGGAAAAUACCAAAUGUAGCUUCUACUUACAUCCAUGCGAGGGUUCUACUGUUCAGAUCCUUACCCAGGGAAAGCUGAGUGCGCCUCGCAUAUUAAGAAUUCACAAAGUCGUCAACUAUGUUAUAGAAAAGAUGGUUCUUGAUAAGCCACUGGAUAGCCUAAACUCAGAUGGAGCUGCUGGAGUGUCUGGUGGACAGGUGACACACCCAGCUAAUGGAGGAGAUGGCAUAUUUCGGACUGGGCUGAAGCCUUGGCAAAAGCUUAAACCAUCCAUAGAGAUAUUGUGCAGUAACCAGGUCUUAUCCCCUGAUAUGAGCUUAGCGACUGUCCGUGCAUAUAUAUGGAAGAAACCUGAAGACCUUAUCCUCAACUACCGGGUGUUGACGAGCAAGGGAUAGGAUUCUGUCUGUCAGAGGAAGGCAUGGUUGAGCAAUUCUUCUGUCCACUCCCCUUGCCCCUUCUUUCGUGUAGGUCCAGAGUAGCUGGAGGUGAUUGAGCUGCUCCUCAAAAAUAAUUGGAAGGUUUAGCAUUCAACUGGCUGCUUGCUGCUGUGUCAUAUGAGUAGUUGCUUCCUUGUAGAUCUGAGAUCCAGGUGGUUGGAUUAAUUAUGAAAAUUUACACAUUUGGACCAUUUUUCUGUUUGCACGUCGGAAGGUGGUGAUUAUUGAGUUUUGGUUUUUGGUGCAUUUAGAAGAAAAUAGAAAGUUUGCAUUUUCUAAAGAAAGGAUUUUUGGUUUUGAGGGGACAUGAGGCUGAAUGUUUCAAGAGAAAGAGCUCGUGAUGAUGUUGUCGGGAGCCUGUAGAUUUAUAUAUAACUCUAUAUGCAAAGGCAGGGGUUUGGAUUUCUUGAUAUAGUCUUUCAAGAACCACACUGUUGGGCAGGUGAAUAAUAUCUCCAGAACAAAAACUUACCUUUUCUGGUCAAAACUAAUUUAUAUGUUUACUUUCUUUCUGGUAUAAUUUAAUCUGUAAAUCUUCUUUGUUAUUAGUGUUCCUCAAUUUUAGUGGGGAAAGAUUUGGUGAUAGGCCAUUUAUAACGCCAAGCAGAUUGUUAUUAUAUAGUUCUUACCGACUGUGCGAUGAUGUUGUUGCUCCGAAUGGUGAAGUUUUGUGCUCAUGUAUCUGGAACAACUACUUUUUUUGAAUGAAAUAUUCUGGAGAUAA
Messenger RNA from Solanum lycopersicum (tomato), 3348 nucleotides. RefSeq names its product WD repeat-containing protein. Gene Ontology annotation, molecular function: ubiquitin binding. NCBI's taxonomy places the organism in Eukaryota, Viridiplantae, Streptophyta, Magnoliopsida, Solanales, Solanaceae. Gene Ontology annotation, biological process: double-strand break repair via homologous recombination. The record is from RefSeq and is a predicted model, not a curated record.